AUGGCUUCAACACCACAGAGUCAGGCUUCAAUGCUUGCUACAAUCACAACGGACCUAGACAAGAUAGCGCCAAGAUUCGACAUGCAACCGGAGCAGAUCACGAUCAUUCAGUCGCCUGCAGGAUUCUACGAAACGCUCAAAACCAAGAUCUCCAAGGCUCAACGCCGGGUCUAUCUAUCAACACUGUACAUCGGUAAAACAGAGCACGAACUCAUCUCCACUAUCCGCACAGCACUCCAAAACAACCCUAGCCUACAUGUGUCCUUCCUCACCGAUUCUCUCCGUGGAACACGCGAGACGCCAGACCCAUCAAGUGCAUCUCUCCUCGCUCCCCUGAUCGCAGAGUUCGGCACAGACCGGGUAGAAGUGCGCAUGUACCACACACCAAACCUCACCGGCCUGCGGAAGAAGUACAUUCCCAAACGUAUCAAUGAAGGCUGGGGCCUGCAACACAUGAAGCUCUAUGGCGUAGACGACGAGAUCAUCAUGUCCGGCGCAAACCUCAGUUCAGAUUACUUCACCAACCGCCAAGAUCGAUACCACCUCUUCCGUUCUAAGGACUUGACCGACUACUUCGCCAAGAUCCACAAUGGCGUCGCAAAUUUAUCAUUCGACAUCCAACCCUCGGAUAAAGAAGGAAGCGGUGGCUACACGAUGACCUGGCCAUCCAGCAAUCCCGCCCCAUCUCCCUUAGACUCGCCAUCGAAGUUCAAAGCCAGCGCAUCAAAGCACCUCAGCCACCUGCUCACUCCCUCCAACUCCCCCGCGCGCCUCCAGUCCGCGUCUCCAAGCACAACAACCAUAUACCCCGUCCUCUCCCUCGUCCCGCUUCUCAGCACAUCCACCGAACUCCCCGCCCUCACCAAGAUCCUGACAUCCCUCACACGCUCACCCUUCAAAGGCUCGACAUGGACGUUCACCGCAGGCUACUUCAACAUGACAUCCUCUUUCCGGCGACUUCUUCUGUCCACACGCCCUGCAUCGGGCACUGUGCUCACCGCCCACCCGCACGCAAACGGCUUCUACGGCAGCAAAGGUGUGAGCGGUAUGCUACCGGACGCCUACACGCAUCUCGCGAAGAUGUUCUUGCGGAAAGUGAAGCACGAAGGCCUGAGCGAAAGCAUCACGCUCAAGGAGUGGAAGUACGGCAAAGUCAACGAGGAGGGGGGGUGGACGUACCACGCUAAGGGACUGUGGGUCAGCUUCCCCUCCGCCACCACCUCAUCCGACCCUCCAUCUGCCGCUACGGAGAAACAAGAAGACCCGAGCCUCACAGUCAUCGGCUCCUCAAACUACACCAAGCGCUCCUACGAACUCGAUCUCGAAGCCAACGUCAUCAUCGCGACGUCGGAUCCGGGACUAAGACAACGGCUGGGCGAGGAGGUCAAGUGGCUGAAUGAACAUGCGAAGCCUGUCAGAGAGGAGGAGUUUGAGAAACCGGAGAGGAAGGUUAGUGUUGGAGUCAGGCUGAGUAUGUGGGCUGUUAGGGUGCUGGGCGGUGCGUUGUAA
Macroventuria anomochaeta is the source of this 1509-nucleotide messenger RNA. RefSeq names its product CDP-diacylglycerol-glycerol-3-phosphate 3-phosphatidyltransferase. Gene Ontology annotation, cellular component: mitochondrion. Bases 1 to 1509 code for a protein of 502 amino acids. NCBI's taxonomy places the organism in Eukaryota, Fungi, Ascomycota, Dothideomycetes, Pleosporales, Didymellaceae. Gene Ontology annotation, biological process: cardiolipin biosynthetic process. The record is from RefSeq and is a predicted model, not a curated record. Gene Ontology annotation, molecular function: CDP-diacylglycerol-glycerol-3-phosphate 3-phosphatidyltransferase activity. The transcript has 2 exons.